GACACUCCUCGGAAGGGUUUAGCGCUCCGUUCGGACUGGGCUGGCUGUCACCUAAAGCUGCUCGCCUAAACAAGCGGCCCCAGGGACGGGACCACUUGGCUGGUGGGUGUGGACCCCACGGCUCAGCAAGCCGUUCCCAAUUCUCGACCUGGCGCUUUCGAGGUUCCUUUUCAUCCAACACUGAACUCCCGCCCAAAACACCUCGAGCACGGCGUGCUCGUUGAUCAAGCGCCGGACUACGCGCCAGCUCAUCGUCCUCUUCAGCAUCAUAGACAUUAUUCCAUUUUCAUGACGCCCGUUGCCGGUGUCGGCCCACGGAAAAUGAAGGAGCUGCUUGACACGGACCGGGUCAACUUUCUCGUCUGGAGGUAUCUCCUCGAAUCAAAUUAUCGAGAGACGGCCGCCAAGCUGCAAAAGGAGUGGAGGGUCCACCAACCUCACAGGCAGUUUGACUUCGCCCCCCAUGUCAACACUUAUGCGUUGGUCUCGCUUUUGAAUAAAGGCCUCAUCUACGAAGACUAUCAGAGGCAGUUCGCCGCCGCGGCGCAAAAGACGCCCCGUGAUGUGCCGGCAACGGUCGAGGCGACACCGCGGGGGGUGUUUGGGCCGCUUAAAUUCGAGCCCGAGAUGCCAGGGGCGGAUGACGAUGAGGAAGACGAGGAGUCUGGUCCAGAGCCGGAUCCCGAGGAGGUAGAGAACCCGCGGAAGCGGGCGGUCGAGCGGCAGCAUCAUCGCGAAUUAUCGCAUGGAUCCCCCACAAAAAGACAGCGGCUCAGCAAUGGCUUCGAAAAUGGGGUCGAUACAGCCGCUACACCAAUGGAAAUCGACCACCCACCGGAGAGCAACCACGCUUAUCCGUCACCGCUCGAAGGCGAGCAAAUCGACACCCCGCUCAUACGCACCGAGGGCCCGUCGCGGGGCACGCAGGUCGAAAAGGUGCGCGAUCUCACGCAGGGCACAGUGUUUCUGCGCCUGGGCGCUGAGGAUUCGCCAGAGCCCAGCGAAAACCCUGUCGUGUUGCUCUGCGAGUGGAACCCCCGGGAUCCAUCCAUCUUGGCGACCGCCGGGACAGAUGCGCUAGCCCGUAUUUGGACGCUACCUUGUGAAACCGCCCCAGACGCAGAGGCCAGUCACGUGGAUGCGAAUAGCCGCUCGUUCAUGAGCGUCGUUGACGAGGAUCUGCCCAAGACCGCGGUGAUUUCAGCCAUGGCAUGGAGCUCAAGUGGCGAUCUCAUUGCUCUUGGCACCGAGCUUGGCCCCAAGUCGCGCGUGAGCAUUUGGUCUGUCGACGGAACGAGCGUACACCGCUUUGAUGGCCUCGACUCACCCAUCACCAACCUCUGUUGGAGCCCUAGCAACAGUUUUUUGCUGGCCGUUAGCCCAGAUGUGAGCAAUGGCGUGGCGAAUACCGGUACUUUGAUUCAUAUCUCGUCGCCGAAGAUGGUGAACUCGAUGUCGCAUGUCCUCGACCAUGACCUCCACUCCGACAGCCUCGACGCAACGUGGAUCAGCGAGACCGAAUUUAUUCUGUGCGGUGGUGACCUGCUGGCUUCUUUCCGAUGCACGGAUCAGGGAAUCGUGCAAGGCAAGGAAUUCCAGACAGGCAAGGACGAGCGCUUCACUCUGGUAGAGUUCGAUUGGCGGUCGAAUCUACUUGCGACUGCCAACGAUAAGGGCUACAUUGAUAUCUGGGAUGCGUCUGGCAACCGCCGAUCCAUCCCCGCCCAUGACGGCGGCAUCACCAGCCUCCGGUGGCAACCGUUGCAGGCUGAUCCUGCCGAGGAUGAGCGGUUGCUGGUAUCAGGUGGCGAAGAUGGCGCCAUUCUGGUCUGGAAUGUGCGCAGUGCUGAGAACAAGCCAAAAUACUCGAUUCCCAUGCCACCCUCGCUCGCGGUUAACAAUCUCUCCAUGACUCCGGAUGGGUCACACGUAGCUGUGGCAACACAGGAUAGGAUUCUAGUUUGGAAGGUCGGCGAAAAUACGAUGCCCGAAGCGAGCUGGGCGCUGCAGCCAGGUUGGCAGAGCCCUAACUCUGGUACCGACACGGAAGAUGCAAUGCCAUGCUUAGGAUGGGAUGCCGAGGGCCGACGGCUGGUUUACGGUUCUGAAAAUAAGCUGGCCGUCAUCACUCUCCGGUAGCGAUGCCCUACUAGAAAAACUGCACUCCGCGCCCGUUGUUCCUCGCCCGUUGCAGCCUUCUGCGCUCCCAGCACAUCAUUCGCGCCGUUACUAGUCAUGUUCGGAAUUUGGACGCUCACCGGAUGACUAUCCGCCUGCGACCUGGCGCAGCAGACCUUCUCUCCGAGGACUGACUAACAAUUUGACGAGCCUCUCUGACCGCCGACGCAGUCC
Messenger RNA from Chaetomium strumarium, 2352 nucleotides. Its product is annotated as WD40-repeat-containing domain protein. Gene Ontology annotation, biological process: regulation of transcription by RNA polymerase II. Gene Ontology annotation, cellular component: Set3 complex. The record is from RefSeq and is a predicted model, not a curated record. The coding region runs from base 289 to 2139 and encodes 616 amino acids. Gene Ontology annotation, molecular function: protein binding; transcription corepressor activity. The transcript is spliced from 6 exons. NCBI's taxonomy places the organism in Eukaryota, Fungi, Ascomycota, Sordariomycetes, Sordariales, Chaetomiaceae.